AGAGAGAGAGAGAGAGUGGGAGUCGGUGUCUCUCUCUCACCGUCAGGUCUCUGUCUCUGUCUUUUCUUUUUUUCUUGUCUCUGAAACUUUCCCACAUUCGACACUUGGACCAUAAAAGGACACAGAGAUCCGUGACCCGCGACUCAAUCAGCAGUUUAUCCCCGAGGAGGAGCUCCCCCCGGCCGGCCGCGGGCUGUCUGACCGUCCGGAGACACCGAGCUGACCCGGACCUCCACCUGCUGCUGCUCCGCGCGCCUCCCGCGCAAACCGACCCGGCACGAGCGCUCCUUCUCAGCCACGGGAUUUAACUCUGGACGAAGCGUCGUCACUGUCGGUUUUCACGGACUUUAACCGAACAAAUCACGGAUUUUUUUAGACGUUUCGGAGCCGUGAAAACCGCGAAGCUUCAACUGAGGAGAAAGACUCAGAAAACGAUCAUUAACUUCUGUUUUUGCUCCAAAAUCUCCGAAAGUAAACGAGUAAAAUCGGUGAAUUAACGGUACCGUGGAUCCACAUUAGUUUUUACAGUCAUACUGUCAUUAAAAACCCGGUUCUUCUCCGAACCGACAGCCACCAUGAGUCUGUGGACUAACGACUCCUCCGUGGAUCUUUACGCCGGCUCGCAGCCCCCGCUGCCGGGCUCCAACUUCUCCUCCAACCGCACAGACGGCUCCCAGCACCGCGGCCACCACGGCGCCGCCCCGCUGGACCUGACCCGGGCGGUGCCGGUGGGCAUGGUGCUGGCCUCCUUCAUCAUGUUCGCCAUCGUGGGGAACAUCCUGGUGAUUCUGUCGGUGGUUUGUAACCGACACCUGCGGAUCCCGACCAACUACUUCAUCAUCAACCUGGCCAUCGCGGACCUGCUGCUGGGAACCACCGUGCUGCCGGUGUCCGCCACCCUGGAGGUCUUGGAUUACUGGGUGUUUGGUCGGAUCUUCUGUGACAUCUGGGCGGCGGUGGAUGUGCUGUGCUGCACGGCGUCCAUCAUGUCUCUGUGCGUCAUCUCCAUCGACCGUUACAUUGGCGUCCGCUACCCGCUGCAGUACCCGACCAUCGUCACAGAGAAGCGGGCACUGCUCGCCAUGCUGGGGGUCUGGAUCCUCGCCAUCGUCAUCUCCAUCGGCCCGCUGCUGGGCUGGAAGCAGCCGCCGUCACAGGAUGACACCACCUGUCAGAUCACAGAGGAGCCGUUCUACACCCUCUUCUCCUCCCUGGGCUCCUUCUACAUCCCGCUGGCCGUCAUCCUGGCCAUGUACUGCCGCGUCUACGUCGUGGCCAAACGCACCACAAAGAACCUGGAGGCCGGCGUGAUGAGGGAGCGGCAGGAGGACUCCAACGAGCUCACCCUGAGGAUCCACUGCAGGAACCAGCAGGUCCACGAGCUGUGCCCGGGGGCGUCGGCCGGACGCAGCACGCUCUCCGUCAAACUGCUCAAGUUCUCCAGAGAGAAGAAGGCCGCCAAGACGCUGGGCGUGGUCGUGGGCAUGUUCAUCCUGUGCUGGCUGCCCUUCUUCCUGGUCCUGCCCCUCGGCUCGUUCAACAGCAGCCUCCGUCCUCCUGAAACCUUCUUUAAAGUGAUUUUCUGGUUGGGAUACUUCAACAGCUGCCUGAACCCCAUCAUCUACCCCUGCUACAGCCGCGAGUUCAAACAGGCCUUCAUCCGGAUCCUGCGGUGCCGGUGGAAGAGGAGGCGUCAGUGGCAGGCGUACUAUAACUACCGCUGCCAGCAGGGCUCCAACACCUCGUCCUUCCUGAACGGCAGCCAGCAGACGCUGUCCUCCGUCAGCCCCAGCCCGCGCUGCGUCGCCUCCAGGCUUCGCCCCCCGCCCUGGCCCUCCGCCUCCUCCGCUGACCGAGACCUCCUCCCGGGGUCGGCGGGGAGAGGGCGACCGGGCCCGGUGUCCCCGCUCGCUAAGGAUGCUGGGACGGUGCCGCAGGCGGUAAUGAACGGUCGGAGAGAAGAGCGGCACGGAGCCGGUGCGGGAACGCCGCCGUCUAAACUGUGAGGAGUGGGAGGCGCUGACGGACACACCUGCUUCCUCAGGAAGGACGCACAGGUAUUACCGCUGACAUCACAGAGAGCUCUGUCCACUCAGGUGUGAUGAUUGUAUCUGUCAGGAGGUUACGACUGUUCCCGCCUCCUGCUCAGCCUUAAUAAUACACCUGAGGAACAGGGCGGAGCCUCUCACCUGGAUCAGCGGUUAACUGUAGGAAAACAUCACAACAUCACAAGGUUUCACCUGGUGGUUCCUGCAGAUCAGGACCGCCCACUGCUCUGAAGUUUUCCUCCACAGAACACACAGGUGAACCACAACCUUCACUAUAAAUCAGCACAAACAAACACAGAAGUAAAACUGUUGAUGCUAAAGAUUCUUCUGAAAACAGAAUCACAACAAACCUCAACUUUAAACUUCUGUAACAGUAGAAUAUUAGAACCAUAUAUUUACCUGGUUUCAUGUAAUCUACUCUCUUAAAGGGGCAGUCGGGUUCUGGACUAAGUCUGUUGAUGUUUGAACUCAACAGUUAAAUAUAUACACCCCUCCCCUCAGUGCUCCUUCAGAAGCUCCGCCCCAAAAACUAACACCUGGGCUAGCUGACCAAAAGAGAAAUAUGGCAGAAUCCAGGGUGUAAAACAUCAACAAACACACAAACAGUGACAGAGGAGAGGACUGUAGGUUUGUAGCUAAGCUAACAAGGAAGCUAACGUUGCCUAGUAUAACAUUUCAAAUUCAUCCACCCAAACAAAUCCACCGAGCGAACUUCUGUCUUUAGGUCUUUGUGUCUGAAAUGACAUGUUGUACUGAUAAACACCAUGAAACCACCAGACAGCUAACUGUGGCUACAGCUGCUGCUACGCUAACAUGCUGAGAGGACCAGAUGGUUUCCAUAGCAACACACAACCACAACUCUCCUGCUGUUACAGCUAACAUCACACCAACACCAGUUGGUGUGAUGUUAGCUGUCACAACCAUUAGCAAACAAGACAAAACAAAACUGACCUAGUGUCAAAGCUAAUGUUACGGAACAACCUCUGCCUCCGUGUCCGUCCCUCUCUCUGACAUCUGUCCUGACCUCUCCUCAUCUCUCCGUCUGGACCGUGAUGUGAAGUUCACCACGUUAGCACCAGAUUACCUCCUCACUGCCCCCCCCCCUUCUUCUUUCCCUGCUGCUGUGUGUGAGCGCCCCCUGCUGCUGAUGGUCUGUGGAGGAACACCACCAUGGACCACGAGGAGAUAUUCACUGAAUUUGACUCAAUCAAUGAUUAAUGAUUAAAAAGUUCCUACAAUUAGAAUAAAUGAAUUAACAGGAAACUAAACAGAGAAAAGUAUAACCAUAAACCUAAAAUGGAAAUUUAAAAGUCAAAUCAUUUUCAGUUAAUUACAGAUGGUUUUUUUUUCAUAUUUAUUUAUUGGCAUGUUAAUUUCUUUCUUUCUUUCUUUCUUUUUUGCUAAAGUGUGAAAGAAAAUGGAGCGAGAGCGUUCAUGAAAAAAGUUCAUUCAAAAGUCAGGAAAAGAAAUUCAAAAACUCAAACUGAAAAGAAAGCUUAAUAAUAAAAAAAAGUAUGAAUGUGAAAUUAAUUUUAAAGUUGAUUUUUAAAGUUGAAUAUUUUACAUCAACAAACUGUCAGUUCUUGCUGGUGAGUGAGCUAACAAGCUAAUGAACUAUAAACUGCAACAUCAGUUAAGUAAUGUUAGCUUCAAGCUAAACACUAGCUUUACUGUUAGCUCAAACACACUCAAAUACUGCUGAACAAAAUAACGCUCUUAUUUCUUGUUUUCCUUCUGUAUAUUUAUUUGUUUAUGAUGCUAAAGGGCUAAAGACAAUGCUAAAGUUAAAAUUAACUGAAGAAAUUAAAAACAAAAGAAAUAAAAAGUCAACAGGAAACUAAGUUGAAAAAAGAAAAAGACUAAAAUAAAAAACAAAAAAUUUAAAUUAUCUUGAAAUUCACUGUAAUUCUGUAAAUAUGGAGAUUUUGUUUGUUGUUAUUUUUACCGUCUGUCAUUAUUCUGCUGAACGGCAUCAGAAUUCUGUCCUGACAUAUUAAAUAUAAAAUAUUAUUAUUGUAUUAUACUGAAGACUGACACUCUCCUAAUUUAAAAAAUGUUAUGAUUCCUUUUCUUGACAGUAACUUCACGUUUAAUUUCAAUCAUUAUUGUAAUUAAUAUUUAUUAAUUGUCAUAUGCAAAUUGUAUUUUGGUGAAAGCUGUCCUGUCACUGAGCAUACUAGAACUCCUAUUGUGAAAGUGUCCCCUCAGAGAACUCUUAUUGUGAAGGUGUCCCCUCAGUGACCAUAAUAUGACUCUUAUUGUGAAAGUGUCCCCUCACAGGACUAUUGUGUAGGAACUGCACUGACUGUUUUCACAUUCACUUUAAUACAGUGUGAUUACAGCAGCCUCUGGUGGACUUCAGAGGAACUGCAGCUGCUGUUGGUCUGAACUGAUUUUACUCUGAAAAGCUGUUUAAAUGUUUUUGUUUUCUCUUUUGAUGGGGCUAGGCUAACAGUUCAGUCCCCCCUGCUUCCAGUGUUUGUGCUAAGCUAGGCUAACAGUUAAGUUCCCCCUGCUUCCAUUGUUUGUGCUAAGCUAGGCUAACAGUUAAGUUCCCCCUGCUUCCAGUGUUUGUGCUAAGCUAGGCUAACAGUUAAGUUCCCCCUGCUUCCAUUGUUUGUGCUAAGCUAGGCUAACAGUUCAGUCCCCCCUGCUUCCAUUGUUUGUGCUAAGCUAGGCUAACAGUUAAGUUCCCCCUGCUUCCAUUGUUUGUGCUAAGCUAGGCUAACAGUUAAGUUCCCCCUGCUUCCAUUGUUUGUGCUAAGCUAGGCUAACAGUUAAGUUCCCCCUGCUUCCAUUGUUUGUGCUAAGCUAGGCUAACAGUUCAGUCCCCCCUGCUUCCAUUGUUUGUGCUAAGCUAGGCUAACAGUUCAGUCCCCCCUGCUUCCAGUGUUUGUGCUAAGCUAGGCUAACAGUUAAGUUCCCCCUGCUUCCAGUGUUUGUGCUAAGCUAGGCUAACAGUUCAGUCCCCCCUGCUUCCAGUGUUUGUGCUAAGCUAGGCUAACAGCUAGGCUAACCAUGUCCUGGACCCGUCUCUGUGCUGGAGACGAAACUGAAGAUGGAGAAGAUUUCACUGAAUGUCACCGUGUUCCUUUAAAUAAUAAAAAAAAAUAA
Molecule: messenger RNA, 5162 nt
Organism: Seriola aureovittata
Lineage: Eukaryota; Metazoa; Chordata; Actinopteri; Carangiformes; Carangidae
Product: alpha-1A adrenergic receptor-like
Exons: 5
Coding region: 576-2006 (476 amino acids)
Biological process (GO): phospholipase C-activating G protein-coupled receptor signaling pathway; adenylate cyclase-activating adrenergic receptor signaling pathway; positive regulation of cytosolic calcium ion concentration
Cellular component (GO): membrane
Molecular function (GO): alpha1-adrenergic receptor activity
Source: RefSeq, a predicted model, not a curated record